This is a messenger RNA of Nannochloropsis gaditana CCMP526, 615 nucleotides long. RefSeq lists its product as uncharacterized. The transcript has a single exon. Bases 1 to 615 code for a protein of 204 amino acids. The record is from RefSeq and is a predicted model, not a curated record.
AUGGUCGGGGUAACUAUAACGCCGCAAGGUGACGAUUUUCUGGUGGAGCACGGGCGUGGCCUCUGGAAGUAUUUGGACAUUCGAACGGACAUCGCAGAAAACACGACGGGGACCAUCUUUGAGAACUUGUUCGGGAUGACCUACUCCGAAUACUCGGCCAUUCCUGCCGUGAGCAGCAACCCCGUGAAAGGAUGGGAGAAUCAACCAAUCGUCUACUUGACGCCUAAAGACCUGGCCAAGGUCUGGAUACUUACAACUGAUGGAGCUGAGGGAGUCUCGGCCGACCUUCCCAGCGCACAAGGCGGUUACGCAAGUGCCGCCGGCACCAUCGCCGUGGCUGGGCAAGAGUCCGGUGGACAAAAUCCUGGAGCAUUCACUUACCAGCUUAACUCAGGCGGGAGGCCCCAAUUUAACUCGCCCAUAACGGCCUUAGAUCCGGUUUUUGCUGUGAACCCAGCCAAUGACGACGGCAGCAACGGAGGCUUCUGGCAGAUCUCCAACUUUGUGACCACGCCCAGCGUCCUUCCCUGCUUUGAAACGCGGGCUGGCAGGGCACCACAGUGGACGACGCCAAAAAGGCGAUCCUUUAUAACCCCUUCUUCCAGGCCAAAAUAA